CCCCCACCACACCCCAGCCGUUACGAAUCCCAAAAACGGCGGGACUGGAACACCUUCCUCCAAUAUCUCCGGAACCACAAACCGCCCCUCACUCUCUCCCGCUGCAACGGGGCCCACGUGAUCGAGUUCCUCAAAUACCUCGACCAGUUCGGGAAGACUAAAGUUCACGCUCCAGACUGCCCCCAUUUCGGGCAGCCCAACCCGCCCGCCCCCUGCGCCUGCCCGCUCCGACAAGCUUGGGGAUCCCUCGACGCCCUCAUCGGCCGGUUACGGGCUGAAGAAAGCGGCGGGCGGCCCGAUUCCAACCCGUUCGCCACUAGCGUCGUCAGAGUUUAUCUCAGGGAAGUCAGAGAAUCGCAGGCUAAAGCUAGAGGUAUUCCUUACGAGAAGAAGAAGCGAAAACGGCAUAUAGGAACAGUUUCUUCCCCUCCUUCUUCCUCUUCAGCUUCGGCUUCUACUUCAAAGGCUCCGGAGAAGUCCGGCGAGGGUUCCGUUGGCGCCGGCGGCGGAGUAGUAUAACUAUCUUCUUCUUCUUCUUCUUCUUUUUUAUUUUCUCUCUCUCUCUAGCUUUUUUUUUAAUUUUUAAUAUUAAUUUUCUUUUUUUGUUACAAUUGAGUGGUAAUUGAGAGGGAUUUGGGGUUUUGAAGAAGAAAAUCUUUUAUUAUUAUUAUUAUUUUUUUGUUGCUGUUGAAAUACGUAAUUGUUUAGG
This is a messenger RNA of Phalaenopsis equestris, 709 nucleotides long. RefSeq names its product protein G1-like7. Lineage: Eukaryota; Viridiplantae; Streptophyta; Magnoliopsida; Asparagales; Orchidaceae. Gene Ontology annotation, cellular component: nucleus. The record is from RefSeq and is a predicted model, not a curated record. The transcript has a single exon. Gene Ontology annotation, biological process: response to light stimulus; mRNA transcription. The annotation marks the transcript as partial.